This is a messenger RNA of Harpegnathos saltator (Jerdon's jumping ant), 920 nucleotides long. RefSeq lists its product as uncharacterized. NCBI's taxonomy places the organism in Eukaryota, Metazoa, Arthropoda, Insecta, Hymenoptera, Formicidae. The coding region runs from base 142 to 618 and encodes 158 amino acids. The transcript has 4 exons. The record is from RefSeq and is a predicted model, not a curated record.
UGCAAUUGUGUUUGUUGGUUUUAUAUGUUAAAGAAUACCGAGAAAAGAAAUAUCCAAGUCGGAGUUGGUGAAUAAGGCCCAUUAAUCUGGAACGUCCCUUAUAUGGGGAUUAUGAACACCUUUUUCAGAGACUAAAAUACAAUGAUGCAGAUUUAUUUUUUCCGGUAUACUAGAAUGAAUAAAGAAACUUUCAAGCUUCUAUUAAAAAAGACAAAGCCGUAUUUAACAAAAUCAAGUAAAAGAGCAUUUAGUCCAGAGCAUCGAUUGAUCAUAACUCUAAGGUUUUUAGCAACUGGAGAUCAAAUACUAUCACUAGCUCUGGCUUUCAGAUGUGGAGAGUCGACGAUUCGAAAAGUCAUACAAGAAACAUGUCAAGUUAUAACUCAAGUAUUGCAGCCAUCUUACCUUUGCUUACCAACAAAAGAAGAAUGGAAAAAUAUUUGCAGCGGUUUCUUGGAAAGAUUAUGCAGAGCCAGGCGUACUAUUGAAAAUACCUUUGAAAUUUUGUCUUCAAGAUGGAGGAUCUACCGAAAACCAAUUAAUACGCAUCCGAAAUAUGUAGACAAAAUUAUCAUGGCGAUCAGGAUGCUGAAGGAAACAAUCUCUGGGGAGUGGUGACAAAUGGUGAAAACGCAUUUUAAGGACAUAUCUCCCACUUCCAAACAUCAUGCGACUACAAUUGCAUAUAAGCAACGAGACAAAUUGGCUGACUAUUUUCUGAUACAACCUGGGGGAAGUUCUCUGGCAAUACGAGCAUAUAAGAAGAGGUACAUUGCGAUGACCCAAUGCAAAAUAUGUUUCUAAAUUCACUCUGCAUAUUAAAAUUAACGUGUUAUACACUUUUGAAUAUUAUAAAAUCUUGCCACCAGAAGCUUAUGUCAAUGUUGUAUCAUAGUAGUCACGUUUACGAGAGAUGAAUU